Molecule: messenger RNA, 1962 nt
Organism: Cylicocyclus nassatus
Lineage: Eukaryota; Metazoa; Nematoda; Chromadorea; Rhabditida; Strongylidae
Source: the annotation of a GenBank genome assembly
AUGCUGUGGCGUAGUGCCGGUCUCAUCGCGCUUGCGCUGCGAGUUGCUUUUGCUGCGGACGAGUUAAGCUGCGAUUUUAAACGUCCAUGCUGUUGGCAAUCGUUGAACGAAGAUGCGAAAUGGCUGGUACGAAGCGGUCGUUCCAUCAACAUCAACGAGUUUCGACGCACAUUUCUAGUGGGAAGAAGUCGUCUGCCGCCAGCCGGUAACUACCUCCUUCAAAACGGCUUCGAAGGCCAAGCAGCCUUCGGCUCGUGCGCAUUCUGCUCUGCAGACGGUAAAGUCACUAUACAGUACAGGCACUGGCAAAGUCCCACAGCUCGACUAAAACUUUGCUGGCGACGAUGGUACCAUCCAAUCCGGGAAGAAAACUGCUUCCGUGCGGAACCAUCACGACAGAGUCAGAUCAUAAGCCAGCAGAUCUCUGUCCCACGCGGAAAAGAUAUCCAGGUGUUGUUCGUGGUUGAACGAACCGAAGGAAGCGUAAACGCGAUUGUGAUGCUUGACAGAAUCUUAGUGACAGUGACGAAAUGCAGUUCAAGCGCGGAAAAGAAUACGGACUUCGUCUCUCGAACUGCGCGGGUCGUAGUGCAGCCGGCUUCGCAAGUAGUCGAGAAGAAACUGGGCUCAUCUGACAAAAGUGGAGUAUCGCUGCUUUCGGUUCAUCACAAAGGAUCGCCAAUAAAACUCAACCUUGCUCAACUGGCACACAUUGAUGAACGAGUUCGAGCAAAGCUUUUGGAGAGGGAACACGAAAAACGAGCUGAGAAAGCCAAAUCGCGCUUGAGUUCCUAUUCUUCAGCAAAUUCUACGUCAAAAUCGAAGGAGACUCGCUCCUCUUCCUCGUCAAAAUCCAAAGAAUCCAAGCCUUCUUCACCUUUUUCGUCGAAAUCCAAAGAAAUUCGAAAAAAAUCAGGAGAAGUUGCGUUGCCGAAAUUUUUAACUUGGACAAAUAGCUCUGCAAUACGAAGCACGGAAAAUACUAGCAAUAAGCGAUCCAAUGAAGAUAUUAAGAGCAGUUUACGAUCCUCCGAGAAAUCGUUAUUGUCAAAAGAAAGUUCGCAACCGCCAAUACUGCAAUCGACGUUUCCAGUGAAGAAAAUCGUUUCUAAGCUGCCAAAACGAUAUAUUCCUAAUCCUCGUCCGAGUAAGAAACCAUCCAGGGAACGCCACCCACCUCCUCCACCUUCGCCUCUCUCUAACCCGAAAGAAUUUAAUCCUCUGGCUGAUUUGCUUGGUCAAGAGCUUGUCGACUUCCUUGACCCCAACUAUGUGACCAAAGAUGACGAAGAACCAGAGGAUGAUUAUGAUGAUGAGGACUUAGCAGUAUUGUCAUCAAGUCAUUCGCGAAAAGCAAGCAGCCCACCACCGAAUACAUCUAUCGCCGCCACACAUAAAUCGGUUUCUCCCGCCACGCCUACUCAUGUGCAAAUGCCACCACCAUUAUCCGUAUUCCACAGACCGUUGUCUUUGGCGCCACCUCAGCCUUGCAAUACAGUAGGUGGAUGUCUAUUUGAUAGAUCUAUGUGCUCAUAUGUACAUCCCGAUGAUGUGCCCCAUGCAAAUCGUUUUAUUCGACUGAAAGUGGGACUAUCCAGUUUCAUACGAGCCCGUGUUCCUCCUGGUAGGACGUCUGUUCUGGAAAGCGUCACUCGUAUGACUGAACCGCAUACGAUCCUAUUCGAUGCAUUGGAGUGGAGAUCGGGUACACGACUCAUAGGCUGCUGUUCUGACAUCAAUGGUGCUCAAAAAUGUCCAUUCGCUACUCCAUCUGAAGCGGGGGUGUUGCUUUGGCAAAGCGGCAGUUUUGAUUGUCCUGCAAACACUGCAAAGAUACGAUUUAUAUGCGAAAAUCUCGAUGUCGAAGAAAGUGAGUGCGCUUUGGACAGCAUCCGGUUACAUCGGUUAUCUGAUACAUUUUUGCUAGAACCAUGUCAAAAGGAUGUUCUUUCAUCUUUGUGA